Molecule: messenger RNA, 2028 nt
Organism: Lachancea meyersii CBS 8951
Lineage: Eukaryota; Fungi; Ascomycota; Saccharomycetes; Saccharomycetales; Saccharomycetaceae
Source: the annotation of a GenBank genome assembly
AUGUCUUUCGAUUGGCUGAACGUUCCGGGACUUUCGCCGGUCGAUUCGGACCAUAUUAGCGGUGCAGCGUCCCCUCCUCCUCCUGUGUCGUUCGAUUUUGGCUCGCGGGUUAGCGAGAAGAAAGCAGAUAUAAGCGUGUCGAACGGUGGAACUGAGUACACUGAGACGAACGAGGACUCAAAAGUCCCACUUUCGUUGUCAAAAAGUCAGCUAUCAAAGGAGGAAGUCAGAACGUAUCUACGGUGGUACGGGUACAUAACGUCGCGAAAAAACGCCAAACUGGUAAAACUGGACGAUGUGUUUUGCUUCAUGACGAAUUUUCUGAUCUCCCAGGUGGUUAAAGAGCGAGUAGCACACAUUUUCAAGACUUGCAAAAACUCGCUCAACAUUGGCCAGUUUUUCGCCGUUUUAAGACUCUUGUCGCGGGCUAUGCACGACGGUGUGCUCCCUACAAGACGCAUGAUUCUGGAAUCGACGCCUGUGCCGAAACCUAAGUCCAUUUUGGCCGCAGGAAAUGAAGAGGUUUACGAGGAGAUUGACGAUUCCCAGGCUGGAGGGCCCGAACUCAAAGUCGAUUUCGACAGCUUUGCAUCACUCCUGCUCACAGGGCAGAAGAAGAAACGAAUGAGACGUAAAAUUACCAACUACAUCAAAAAACUGAAGAAAGUUCGGUUCUCAGACAAUCUGGUGACGUUUCAGGACCAAACGUGGCACAAUCCCAGUGAUUCACAAACGGACAAUGACGAAACGAUAGAUUCUAACGAACCUUUGGACUUGUCACUACCCAUGGAUCAGCUUCUCAAGAACCUGGCUGCUAGAAAGAAAAAUUCGGCUUUAGUCUCGAGACCUCCCUCGGAGCAAGUACCAGACACGCAAGAGGAGAAGGAAGCUUUAGAAGACAUGAAGGAGUCGUUAAGUCAUUUCCAACAUUUACAAAAGGCUGAUAACGUAGCUCGGGGUGGCCUCCCAGCAGAGGCCUUGCAAAGCAAGGGAGGCCACGAAAUCCCAUUAGAACCACUGAAACCUACUGCUACAGGGUCUGCUAAUUACCUUUUCAGAUCCAGUCAAGCCCCCAUUCAGCAUAUGCAGCAAGAGCCGCUGAAACCAACAUCGACUGGCUCUGCAAACCAUCUGUUCCAGUCCAAUGUGGCUCGCAACCAAAAGCAGUCACCCCAAGAACCGAUGUUCCCGCUUAAACCUACCGCCACUGGCUCGGCAAACAAUCUUUUCCGCUCACGUCAAGAAAAUGGCGGGAUAGCUCCCCACAAACCUGGAAAUUCGACGUUCCUCAGCCCCAAUCUAUUAAUUUCGAACCCACGAUUUGGUUCGAGCCUGACUAGUACCCCGGAUUUAGGCCCCGCAUCCUCAACUGAUGCGUUCACUCAGCCUCAUUCCCAGUUCCAACAGAGACCGUCUACUCAAAAUCGUCAGCUACAACCCUCCAAUCACUUUUCUCCGGCCCCCAAUCACUACUCUCCAUUACCAUAUCAGCCAUCACAAUUUUCGAACGGCUAUAGAGGUGAAACUACCAAUCAAUCUCAGUCGCACGGGUUGUCAAGUUAUGGCAUGUCGCCGCAGCCAACUGAUCAAGGUCAUCUCAAUUCCCGACUUGGUAUGAACAAUCAAUUGUUUAUGUCAGCGUCACCAUCACCAAAUGGCAGCACGUUGCAGAUCAAUCAGCCACCGAAUUCAAGUCAUUUACAGCCACAUCAGACGCACAUGCCACCUUUGGCGGGGCACUCCAGUGGUGGAACGUUUCCCAUCAUCAAUAGCCAGGGACCCAUCCAAACCCAACAUGAUAGGACUUAUUUGCACCCCAGUUAUACAGGACCGUCGCAUUCAGGACUCAGUAAUACGGGGUAUAGCUUGCCCCCUCGGGAAGCGCAAAGUUUCUCACCCUCUCCUGCUCCCCGACCCGAUUUUUACUCUCGAAGCCCUCAGAACAGUUUUCAGUCAAAGGAUAUUUUGGGCGACCUGAAAGCUUUGCAAGAGCAUGUGAACCAGCUACAGAAUACAUACAACUGUUGA